AUGAACAGGUUAGCGAGGGCUCAUAGGUCCACAAAGAUCCCAAACGUCAAGCUCCGUCCCGCUCAGAGAGACUCGGCAGCCUCUUCGACCAGGCGAUCUCGCCAGCAGAAUGAGAUUCUCGAUGACCGUGAAGACGCCGCUCACUUUCGCCAACUCAGAGAUGAUGGCCACGAUCACGGCGCCCACCUGGACGCCGACUUUAUCGGUUCCUCGGCCCGACCACUCAAAGGCGCAAUCAUAUCCAUCACGGGACUCGGCGAUUCAAAAGCCACUUUGACCCAAUACGCUCGCGAACUCGGUGCACGAGUCGAGGGCAAUCUCACCGAAGACGUCACACACCUCAUCGCAGAUCGACCCGGCUCCGAAAAGUAUCGCUUCGCCCUCGAGCUUGGCAUGCACAUCGUCAGCCCAGGCUGGAUCCUCGAGGUACGCCAAGCUUGGCUCUCUGGCGAAGACGUUGAUGCUGAAGAGCUCGAGCUUCAACAUCAGCUGCCUGCUUUGAGUAACACCACCAUCUGCUUCUCUGCCUUGGCCGGGGCACAACGCCGCAGCUUCGUCUCCCUCGCAACCGAGCUGGGAGCCACCGUAUCCGAUGAGCUCCGCUUCGACGGCACCAUCACCCACCUCGUCUCUGCCUCGGCCGAUCCCAACGCUUCCAGCAGCGUACAUCACCUCCUUCACUUUCUUGACCGCUCAAGGCAUGGUCGAAAUGGCACACGAGAACAGGCCGCUUCACGCAUCUUGGCUGUUCGUCCCGAAUGGCUCCAGGAUUGUCAGCAGGCUGCAGGCUGUCUGAGCGAACAAACGUAUUCCAUCUUUGCCAAGCUUCCGGACCAAAAGCAACGAACCGCACUCAUCGAAAAGGCGCGCACCAAGCUUCCUUCGCCACUUGUUCGACAGCAAGAACCCGUCCCCGUGCCCUUCCAAGGCCCUUUUGCUGCUUACAAACGAUCCAAAUUGGCACUCACUGAAUCCGAAUCUCGCACCAGCGACGCGGGUCAUGCACAGGACGAAGACGACGAGCGGCCCAUUACACUAGGCUCGAGACAGAAAGCUGCAGCGGCCGCCGAAAAAUCUUUCGACAACAUCCUCUCUCAACUCAAAGGCAACAAGACUUCCUCAACAGCAAGACGCGACCCUGCAAUCUCAAACACCAACGAUCUCAUUGCAUCUCACCCCGCUGUCAAGUCAACUUCUUCCGCUUCCGCAUCUACAUCUGCAUCUACAUCUACGUCUCCAAUCGCGAAUGCUUCCGCCCUUCCUUCCGUUCCUACAUCCACCUCAGCCCCACCCAACCCGCAUCGCAAAAGCCUCUUGGGCAUGUCCCGCGCUUCCAGCUUCUCCCCCGCACCCGCACCAUCCACUUGCACCGCCACAACUCUCAACAUGCGCAAGACCAGCAGCAAGCUCGUCACUCUUCCGCAUUCCAGCCAAGCUACCGCCACUCAAGAGUCCAAAUCCAAUGACAGUCAGGGUUGCUUCCAUGCCAAGAUCUUCAAGGUCUGCUUGAACGACGAGCAUCGCAAAAACGUGCUCGAGCAAGUGCUGCGCGACAACGGAGCCGCGCUUCUCCACGUAAGCUCCUCCACCACGCCGGACUUUGUCGUAGUAGAGCCAAAAGCAUCUCCCGCCUCCAUCCGCGCCCUCGACGAUGCCGAGGUCGUACCUGUGCUACAUUUCUGGAUCGAGUACUGCCUCCAUCAUGAGGCCUUUGUCGAGCCGCACGAGUACUUUGCCGCUCUUCCAGCUCGAGUGGCGCUACCCUUGCACGAUGGUGCCCAAUUGAGGCUGCUGCUGCUUGGUUUCGAUCCCGACUCGCCGGAGCUCUAUCAUGCUCAGAAGCUCAUCGCAGAGAUGGGAGGCAGUGUUGCGAAGCAGAUGAAAGGAGAAUCAUUGACGCACGUUAUCUGUGCGACGCAGGAGAGCUUUAACGGACGACGUGCCCACCGAGCGCGCAGUUGCGGCGUACCCGUUGUCGGUCUCGAGUUUGUCAUCAAAGCUAGGCAGACAGGUCGCCUCGUCCCGCCGCCAAUCUCGAUCGCAAUUCCCGAGCAAUCCUCGUCGGGCGUGACCGCCAGCAGCAACAGCAACAGCAACAGCACCGCCUCUAGCAGCAACGCAGCUGCUUCACCGUCCAAAGCACAUCAGAAGCAAGCUAGUCCCGUCGCGAAGGAGGCCGAACUACCCUUGGCAGGCUGCACUGUGUCACGAUCCAAGGUCUUGGCCUCCCAAAGCGCCAUGCUCGAGCGUAAGGCUUUGCAGCUCGGAGCAUGCUGGCAGGCGCAGCCGAACGAGUCGACAACACACCUCCUUCAUCGAGGUACCGGACUCCCUCGCGAAGCAAAGGAGCUUGACAGCGGUUCAUUCCUUGUUCAUCCGACGUGGUUCGAUAAGUGCAUCGAGCAAAGCAUUCGAGUCGAUGAGGGCCUGUUUCCUGCCUCCAUGGAUCCGUCCCGAUCGCUCCUCACUGUGCUGUCUAGUUCGGAUGGUUCUGUCAAUGGCAACUUCUUGUCGCAGGCAUCGCAAGCCACGAUCCAGCAUAAAGCGAAACAGCAAGCUGCACAGCCUAGCCUGCAGACGCAGGCCGAGCUCGUGGCUGCAGCCAAGCCGUGGCAUCGUUCCAUUUCCCUAGAUGCGGCCAGAGGCACUCUCGACUAUGGCUUUGUUGACAAAGAUGCUUCAGAGCCCGCACCGCGCACGAGAGGCCGAUCAGAGGAUAUCGAAGCGGUGCAUGAAGAUCUGCAGGACGUCCGAGUAAACGAAGCGGUCCGGAACGUAGACUUUGAUGCCGAUGCGACGCUCAGCGGUCAUGCGCCAGAAGGUCCUUUAGCCAUGGAUGUAGACGAGACAGCACUGGUGCCCUCUAGUCAGACACUCUUCGAAGGUGAGGAAGCCGCUGACGACGAUGCACCAGUGGGCGAGGUGCGCGGAACGGCCUUGUCCGUUUCAGGCAAGGGUUCUGUCUCUUGGAAGCAAAUGGACGAUCUUAACAAGGCCAAAGACCAGAUAGCGUCAGCAGACCAAGUUAUGGAGCUCCUCCGCAGCCGUGCUUCAGCGCAAGGCACCCGAAAGAAGAAUCGACUGCCGCCACGCGCGCGCAAGCAGCGCUCCGACGAGAUCAAGUCGACCGCCACGAGUGCUACAGAAGGCGGUAUGCUUGCACCCGAAAAGGUGCUUGAGGCACAGGCGCAGCUCGACGCCCAACGAGCUGCUGAGGCUGCGGCGCAGGGAUAUUCGCUUGGCAUGGACAAGGACGUUGCUCUGGUACCCAACAGCCAGAUGAAUGCAGGCUUUGAUGCUAGUAUUCGCAUAGUGUACGACGAUCCCGCCGCGCUGCGAGAGCGCAACAAGCUUCUCAAGAUGCUCGAUCAUCAUCAGCAACAGCAGUACCAGGACCAGCAGCCAGCCCGAUCUGGUGGCGAGAGCGAGAAGGAUUUGAGCCCAGCAAGCAAUCGUGAUGACCUCACCAUAGAUGGCCAGGUGGACGACGACAUUGCUGAUGCUGCACAGCCGAAUGCCACUCGCAAACGCGCUUCCGAUGAUUCGUUUGGUGCGGGAAGACAGAGCAGACACUAUUGGGAGAAUCGCAACAGUGAGAGCCCCACUAAACGGCCUAUUGUGCGCCGACAGCCGUUGGCGAGACGCUGA
Sporisorium graminicola is the source of this 3648-nucleotide messenger RNA. RefSeq lists its product as uncharacterized. The record is from RefSeq and is a predicted model, not a curated record. Gene Ontology annotation, biological process: mitotic G2 DNA damage checkpoint signaling; DNA replication initiation; mitotic DNA replication checkpoint signaling. NCBI's taxonomy places the organism in Eukaryota, Fungi, Basidiomycota, Ustilaginomycetes, Ustilaginales, Ustilaginaceae. Bases 1 to 3648 code for a protein of 1215 amino acids. The transcript has a single exon.